Molecule: messenger RNA, 303 nt
Organism: Cooperia oncophora
Lineage: Eukaryota; Metazoa; Nematoda; Chromadorea; Rhabditida; Trichostrongylidae
Source: the annotation of a GenBank genome assembly
AUGAAAAUUCAGGGACCAAUGAAUCAGGUGCUGCUCAUCCUCGUUACUGUAAUUAUUGAAAUCGCUUUCUGUUUGACAAGGGAAGAGCUUCUGGAGCAUUUGAAAAGUAAACAAGACACACAAAAUACACCAAUUUGGCCUCGAGUGCUCGAGAAGGUGAAGUCAGAGGCAGAGCUCUUCUUUGACGACGAUAAUUUUGCUUACCAGGUGGCUCCUCAUCGAGAUGCUGUAGCACUUAUCCGAAAACUGGACAAGGAACAGAAUUACAACACUGUGUUACGAUUCUUAGAAAAAUUCACGUAG